Peronospora matthiolae is the source of this 1995-nucleotide messenger RNA. Lineage: Eukaryota; Oomycota; Peronosporomycetes; Peronosporales; Peronosporaceae. The record is from the annotation of a GenBank genome assembly.
AUGCAGCUCUUUGCCGACUCGCAGACGCACUUUGCAGCCGUCUCGGAAGAUGGCCGUCUCAAGCUCUGGAACGUCGCCAGCAGCUCGCUGCAGCAAGAGCUCAAGGAGCGCGACCACCUCAGCUACUCGUUCACGUCUCUCGCGUGGACGUGCAAUCCCAAGAGCAAGAGCAAGAAACGAGGCAGCGGCAACGACUUGGGACUGGUCGCGCUCGGUGCUAGCAACGGCGUUGUCGUCGUCUGGGAGCUCGCAACUGGUCAAGUCAAACACACGCUGCAGUCGGACGCGAGCCAUGGAGCCGUGACGGCGCUGGCGUUUAACCCACAAGGCAGCUUACUGUACGCCAGUAGCGCCAGUGACAAGUACGUGCUCGAGUGGAGCCUGAGCAGUGGCCAAGUUGAGCGCAAGUUCCGCGUCGGCUCAGGCGGUGCAUCAGCCUUAGCAGUCUCUGGAGAUGGAGCGAUUCUGGCUGCAGGGAGCUCAGUUUUGCGCACAUUUGAUCUGGCGUCGGGUCAGAAGAGCAGGAAACUUGUCUCGGGCUUAUCGUCUGCAGUGACACAGCUGCGAUUUGCUGUUGCCGGGACGGGCGAACUCGAGGCGUCCAGGUUCUUGUUUGCCGCGACGGCAGGCGCUCGGUUUGUGAACAUGUACGAUCUGCAGCUGACAGAGCACGAUGCGCCGGCACUGACGUUUAGUCUGCCGAGUAGUGCCGAGAGUCUCUUUGCUCGUGCUGUUACGGGUGGCACUGCGGCGUCAAAGAAGAGCAAGAAGCACAAGAAGGAGAAAAGCAGUGAGACGGCCAAACCAGUUGUGGAUUUGCUGGUGGGAGCUACGACGUCUGCGGGGGCGAUGUUCGUGUGGGUACACAAGUACCAUCAAGCAGGCGAUGCGUCUGAGCUGGCACUGGCCUCAAAGCCACUGCGGCCAUUGCUGUCGACAGCUGAGAGUGCUGGUAUUUUGCUGGCGGAGCUCAGUACAGAGGCAGAUACGGACUUGAAAACACAAGUGCUAGUUGCCCGUGGAUCGGUUGUCAAGCCGGUGUUUGAGAAGGUAUCCCUCGUGGAAGAGGAUGCUCCGAGUCAGUGGAAAAAGAAGCUAGAGUUUGCUGAGAUCAGUGACGCUCUGCUGCUUUCUGCUGAACGCGCUGAAGUAGCUGCAGCAAACGGCAGUAUCAAGCGUCAGAAAGUUGCAGCAGCUCAUGAGGACGAAAAGACCCAUGUACCGACGUUGAGUGAGCGCCGUGCUCUGGCUAAUUCUAUGACUGUAGUGGACGAAACGAUUAGCUUUGAAGAGAGACCGGAUGGCGACGCAGAAGAAGAAGAGAACGAGCUUACUUUGGCUGAGCGUGUGGAGGCUCUGCGUGAGCAUAUCGAGGGAGAUGUGACUGCUGCUCUCAGCCGUGCAGAACGUGAGUCAGAGACUCCGGACAGCAAGGCUCUGGAUAACAAACCGGAUGCGUCGUCGCUUGCUAGUGUGCUGGAGCAGGCUUUACAAGCACGUGACAACGCUCUUCUCGAGUACUGUUUGCGUCUACGCGAUGCCAAAAUCAUUGGGCGAACUGUGGCUCGUGUGUCGCCCUCCCGUGUGCUGGCGCUGCUGGAGGUGAUUGUCCAUAAGCUUGAACGGUCACCAAACCGCUUUUCACGUCUUUGUGUGUGGUUGCGUGCUGUCCUUCUGCACCACACGGCGUACCUAGUGGCCCAGCCUGAUCUCGUGUCGAGUCUAUCGGCUCUGUAUCAGCUCUUGGAGACUAGACUGCAGGUGCACGAACAGAUGCAGAAGCUGUCCGGCCGCUUGGCACUUGUACUGGGCCAGAUUCAAGUCAACACAAACGUGACCGCUGAGCAGGAAGACGACGAGACUCGUGCCGCGGUAGUUUACCACGAGGGUGAAGAAGAGGUAAGUGGGGAUGCUAAUGGCGAUGAUGGCAGCAGUCAAGAGCAGGAGGACGAAGAUGAAGACGAGGACGAAGGCAUAGAGACUGAGGACGAGUGA